AUGUCUUACUUUGCAUCUCAACCAGCUGGGCACUUAGUUCCAGGCACCAGUGGGCUCGAGCAGAGGAGCCGGCCAGCUGAAACUUCUGGCGAAGGGCGAGAGAGACCUUCAGGCUCUCGGGUGUCUGCAGAGGGCCAGCUGGAGGGCGGAACCACGGAGGGUGACCGGGGGCGGCCCUUCCCAGAGGGGUCGGCGCCACUGGAGAAGAGGCAGCCGCAGCAGUCGGAGGGAGAGAAACAGCAGCCUCAGCCAGGAGGCUCCAGGAAGAGGGGGCGCGCUGGGGAGAGGCGUGUCAAGGGCGCGACCAAGAGGCGCGGCCGCAGGAAGGGGCGGAAGGCGGCGCAGGGCGAGGAGGAGUCGACGUCGGCGUCGCUCUCCACCACGGAGGGCAGCUGCAGCGGAAGCGCCAGCGACGACGAAGGCGAGAUGGAGGAAGAGAUGGAGGGGGAGGCGGAAGAAGAGGGCGGCAGCGCCAGCGUGAGCGCGAGCGGCUGCGAGCAGCAGAAUGGUGUGCCCAGCUCCGGCUCCCACACGCACGGCGACACCAGCUCCUCGUCCACUCAGUCGAGCGCGUUCAGGGCCCGCCUGGCGUGGCUGCACGCCGCCGAGCGGGGGUCCGCCGACAGCUGGCAGCAAUAA
This is a messenger RNA of Schistocerca cancellata (South American locust), 639 nucleotides long. RefSeq lists its product as uncharacterized. The record is from RefSeq and is a predicted model, not a curated record. NCBI's taxonomy places the organism in Eukaryota, Metazoa, Arthropoda, Insecta, Orthoptera, Acrididae. The coding region runs from base 1 to 639 and encodes 212 amino acids. The transcript is spliced from 4 exons.